Manihot esculenta (cassava) is the source of this 1583-nucleotide messenger RNA. RefSeq names its product homeobox-leucine zipper protein HAT5. Gene Ontology annotation, molecular function: sequence-specific DNA binding; DNA-binding transcription factor activity, RNA polymerase II-specific. Gene Ontology annotation, biological process: positive regulation of DNA-templated transcription. Gene Ontology annotation, cellular component: nucleus. Bases 403 to 1302 code for a protein of 299 amino acids. The record is from RefSeq and is a predicted model, not a curated record. NCBI's taxonomy places the organism in Eukaryota, Viridiplantae, Streptophyta, Magnoliopsida, Malpighiales, Euphorbiaceae. The transcript has 3 exons.
CUUCCGCUGUCCUUAUAACCCAAUCAGCCUUCCCCUAAACAAAGAAGAGAUCUUCUCUCUCUAUCCGGCCAAGCUUCGCAAUUCUCUUUCGCUACUCUCGCGCAGCUUUUCUUCUUCGCUAAAUCAAUCAAACCAAAUCUCUCUCACUAUCCCUCUGGUACUGAACAAUUCUCCUCCUUCUGAGUGAUGGGUGUGAGCUGCUGCAGGUGCUCCCACACUUCCCAUAUCACAGAGAUCAUCAUCACCAGCUUCUUUCGCCACAAAUCUUAGAAAUUCAACUUUUUAUUUUUUAAACAAGUAAACACUGUUACAUCUUCGAAUCUGGGUCUUAAGUGUAUUUGCCCAGGGCCGUGCUGACAGCGUCGGAGACCUGUAUCAGCAGGAAAAUUUGUAUAAAUAAGCAUGGCAAGUGGUGGCUCGAAUUUUUCUGUUCUUCUCCAAAGCCAACAACGUCCUUCUACUUCUCAGCCUCUUGAUGCCUUUUUUCUUACUGGGUCUUCUCCUUCUUUCCUAGGCUCAAGAUCCAUGGUCAGCUUUGAAGAUGUUCAUCAAAUAAAUGGAUCAACACGGCCUUUUUUCCGCUCUUUUGAUCAUGAAGAGAAUGUUGAUGAUGAAUUGGAUGAGUAUUUUCAUCAACCUGAGAAGAAGAGGAGACUUUCUAUUGAUCAAGUUCGCUUUCUUGAAAAAAGUUUUGAGAUUGAGAACAAGCUCGAACCCGAAAGGAAAAACCAGCUUGCAAAGGACCUUGGCCUGCAGCCUCGGCAGGUUGCCAUAUGGUUUCAAAACCGCCGAGCAAGAUGGAAGACAAAACAGCUAGAGAAGGAUUAUGAAGCAUUGCAGACUAGCUAUAACAGCCUGAAGGCUGACUGUGAUACCCUCCUCAAGGAGAAAGAUAAACUAAAUGCUGAGGUUAAUCUGCUCACAGAAAAGCUGCUUCUCAGAGAGGAGAAGGUAAAACUGGAGUCUUCUGAGAAAGAAAUAUUAUCUGAGGAACCACAGAAAAAGCCAAUUGGUGAUUCAGCUUCUGAGGAUGAAGGAUCAAAAAUUUCAUCUGUUGCCUGUAAGCAAGAAGAUAUAAGCUCAGCCAAAAGUGAUAUAUUUGAUUCAGACAGCCCGCAUUACACUGAUGGAGUUCACUCUUCACUGUUUGAAGCAGAGCAGUCAGAUUUAUCCCAGGAUGAAGAAGAUAAUUUAAGCAAGGGACUAUUGCCUGCAUAUGUCUUUCCAAAGCUUGAAGAUGCUGAUUACUCCGACCCGCCUGCAAGUUUUGAAGAUAAUGCGCUCUGGUGCUGGUCAUACUAAUUAAGCUAGCUACUCUUGUUAUAUGUAUAUCUUUUUCAUUGUGUCUGGUGUUGUGGUUCAAGGCCUCGUCGUGGAGGGCAAUUGCAAAUUAGUGAUAAAUCCGACGAGUGGCGCCCCAAUCCAAACGUGAUAUUGGGUUUUGCCUGCGCUUGGAAAGAUGGUUUAUGCCCCUGUAGGCUCUGUAAUCUUUUGAUUUUGCAUGUUUGUAAUUAAAUAAUAUCUUUGUAAUAGAUACAGUUUGAAAUUUGAUGCAAUCCAUGUUUUGGCCAUUUUUCAGGAAA